AUGGUGGAACACACAGGAAGCACGUCACUCUUUGCAAUUUUUGCAUUGAGCUUGUAUUCUCUGUUUCUCUUUCCUUACACGAUCUACCGCCUCACUUGUGGUGCUUCGGAGGAGACGGUGGUGCAACCCUACUUACAGGGCAAGCAAAAACAGGGCUCCGCCAAUCGUGUCCUUCGCAAGGUCUUUAGCAAAAGUAACCUGAUCCUCAUAGCGCUAUGGCUGCUGUGGGGCGUGCUACUUUGGUACGUCAACAUUACGUCGAAGGACUUGAAACCUUUCGACCCAUUUGAGAUUCUGGGUGUGGAGCGGGGAGCCUCCACAGCGGAGAUCAAGAAGGCGUAUCGUCAAAUGUCGCUGCAGUAUCACCCCGAUAAGAACCCUGACCCCAAGGCUCACGCCUACUUCGCCGAGUACAUCACCAAGGCCUACCAGGCGCUGACUGACGAGGUCUCCCGGAAAAACUACGAGGUGCACGGACACCCGGAUGGCCCGCAGGCCAUGAAUGUGGGUGUCGCGCUGCCCACCUGGCUGUUCACCAAGGACAGCAAGGUGGCCCCCCUGAUGCUGCUGGGUCUGGUGGGGUUCGGCAUCUUGCUGCCGCUGGGGGUGGUGUCCUGGUACAUGCUCAACAGCAACCGCUACUCGGGCCCUAACGGAGUUAUGCAGGAGACGCUGUCGUUCUACUACGCAUCCAAGUACAGCGUCAAGGAGGCGCAGUCUCUGGUCCGCAUUCCGGAGACGCUGGUGUGCGCCAUGGAGUUCAUCACACUGCCCACCCCUAGCGAGCAGACCGCGGGGCUGGAGGAGCUCCGAAAGCUGGUGCUGCGAAACAACCCGGACCUCAAGGAUAAGAACACGUUUUGGAAGCGGAAGGCGUCGGUGCUCAAGGCUCACAUGUUGUUGCUGGCGCAUCUGGACAGGGAGCACGAUAGCAUACCGCCAUCACUGCAGGCUGAUCUUCGCUUCGUGCUCACUAAGUCCCCUCUGCUGCUGGAUGAGAUGAUCAAGAUUGCCAUCAUGCCGCGACCACCGGCAGGGUACGGCUGGAUGACCCCCACGGUGGCUAUUGUGGAGAUGAUGCAGUGUGUCUCCCAGGCGCUGUCCGUGUCAGCACGCAAGCCCGCAGGGGGGGCCAGUGCCAAGGCGUCUGCCAAUGCGGACGGCAUGGCGGCGCUGCUGCAGCUGCCGCACUUCAAUCUGGAUGUGCUCAAGAAGCUCAAGAAGCGGCGUGUGCAGAACAUCAAGGACCUGCAGGAUCUGCCAGCUGUUGAGCUGCAUGAGGCGCUUUGCAGCGCGGGGCUGGGUGCUGCCAUGGCGGAGGAGGUGGCCACGUUCCUGGCCACCCUGCCGUCCGUGUACUGCAGAGCGGAGUGCGAGGUAACCGGUGAGGACGAGAUCAUGGAGGGUGACGUGGUCAAGUGCCGGCUGCAGCUGCUGGUGACUCGCCCCUCCCACAACACCCCGGGCUUCGAGCAGCAGGCGCCAACACGCGGCUCCUCCAAGGCCAUCCGGGCCUUCACACCCAACAACCCGAUACCCAAGGACGAGAACUGGCACUUGCUGCUGGUGGACCCGAGCGGUAACGCGGUGUUGUCCUGGAACAAGGUGUCCCUGGCGGAGGCGGAGGCGGUGGGGUUCAACCGCCCGGAGCUGGUGGAGGAGUGGGAGCGACAGGGCGACGCGGCGGCGGGUGGAGACAAGAAGGACGCGGCCGACCGCGCCCGCUCCCGUGCACUCGCUACCGCCGACAAGUUCAUCUCCCGCUACGCCAACGGCGCCCGGCCGGGGCCCGCCACCCGCGGGGCAGUGAAAGGCGCCUUGACAGCCGACGGGGAGGCUGGCGGUGGUGCGGACGCGGAGGCAGAGUCGGGUCAGGUGGUGGAGCUGCUGUUCCAUGCGCCGCGUGCCGGCAAACACGAGCUGCAGCUGCUGAUCAUGUCGGACAGCUAUGUGGGCAGCGACCGCGUUAUCCCGCUGAGGGUACGGGUGCUGCCGCUCACCCGGGCGGUGCAGGAGGGACGCGACGCCAAGAGCCAGGCCAAGGCCAAGGAGUGGGCCAACAGCAGCGACGAGGAGGACGGCGGCGAGGAGGGCGAGGGCCGGCGCCGCCGCAAGGGCGCUGCGGCCGCUGGCGGCGAUGGCGCCAGCGACGCGGGCAGCGCCGCCGGUGAUGGCGAAAGUGACGAUGGCGAUGAGGACAUCAACAGCGAUGACUACGACAGCGAGGAGACGGGUGAGCUGGAGAGUGGGCCCGAGGACGAGGACGACGAGGAGGGGGUUGACGACACCGUCCAAGGCGGCAAGGCUCUGCCAGCCUCUACGGGCGGCGAGGGGGGCAGCAGUCAGUUGACUGGCCGGGGGCCGGGGGGUAAGGCCGAGAGCGACGAUGACGAGGACGAGUAA
Molecule: messenger RNA, 2403 nt
Organism: Volvox carteri f. nagariensis
Lineage: Eukaryota; Viridiplantae; Chlorophyta; Chlorophyceae; Chlamydomonadales; Volvocaceae
Gene: dnj45
Product: molecular chaperone
Exons: 18
Coding region: 1-2403 (800 amino acids)
Biological process (GO): SRP-dependent cotranslational protein targeting to membrane; post-translational protein targeting to endoplasmic reticulum membrane
Cellular component (GO): Sec62/Sec63 complex
Molecular function (GO): transmembrane protein transporter activity; RNA binding
Source: RefSeq, a predicted model, not a curated record